Messenger RNA from Bombina bombina (fire-bellied toad), 3166 nucleotides. RefSeq names its product nuclear envelope integral membrane protein 1 (gene NEMP1). NCBI's taxonomy places the organism in Eukaryota, Metazoa, Chordata, Amphibia, Anura, Bombinatoridae. Bases 37 to 1332 code for a protein of 431 amino acids. The record is from RefSeq and is a predicted model, not a curated record. The transcript is spliced from 9 exons. Gene Ontology annotation, cellular component: nuclear envelope.
UUUCAAGCCUCGUUUCAGUUCUCUACGUUCAAGUUUAUGAAUAUGGCGGGAGGAGGCCAUGGAGCGAUAUUUGGAAUUGCAGUAAUGUUAUUAAUGUUACCUGCUCUGCGGGCAACCUCAAACACAGAGAAACGAACAGUGGAGGUGAUUUUUCUUACUGAGGGCGGAAUACAACAACAUAACGUAUCUCAUAAUUUCUGCUACAGAAAAACUUUUGAACCAAAGUGGAAUGAUGUCUGGACUAAGGUGCAGAUCCGGGUAAACAGCAGCAAAAUGAUUCGAGUGACCCAAGUGGAAAACAAAGAAAAGUUGAAGGAAAUGGAGAGCUUCAAUAUUGUUGAUUUUUUUUCUUCAUUCCUAAAGGAAAAAUUAAAUGACACCUUCAUUUCUGUGGACCUUUAUAGUAAUGAAACCUGUAUCAGGAUUCAUGUAAUUGAGGCAGACACGAAGUACAAUGUGUCCUUUUUCAGGGGUUUUGAUCCAAAACUCUUUCUGGUUUUCCUAAUUGGGCUGCUACUUUUUUUUUAUGGCGACUCUCUUAGCAGAAGCCAACUCUUUUUCUACAGCACUGGCAUGAGCGUGGGAAUGGUAGCGUCAAUGCUGAUACUUGUGUUUAUUCUCUCCAAGUUGUUGCCAAGGAAAAGUCCCUUUUACGUGUUGUUGUUUGGAGGUUGGUCUUUUUCGCUAUAUGUAAUCCAGCUGGUAUUGAAAAACUUCCAGGAAAUCUGCAGUGAAUACUGGCAGUAUGUAUUAGGUUAUCUGGGCCUUGUGGGCUUUGUCAGCUUUGCAGUGUGCUACAAGUAUGGACCUCUAGAAAAUGAGCGGAGCAUCAACUUGCUGAACUGGACACUACAGCUGAUUGGCCUGCUGCUGAUGUACAUUGGGGUGCAAAUUCGACAGAUUGCAAUUACCUUGAUAGUCAUUGCAUUUUGUACCAAACAAAUUGAAUAUCCUGUACAGUGGAUAUACAGCUUAUAUAAAAUUAUUGUGAAAUCAAGAUCCAAACCUGUCCCACCACGGCUCCUCUCAGAGGAAGAAUACAGAAAGCAGGGUGAGGUGGAGACUCAUAAAGCAUUGGAAGAGCUUCGGGAAUACUGCAAUAGUCCUGAAUUUGCAGCAUGGAAGACUGUCUCUCGUAUCCAGUCACCAAAAAGGUUUGCUGAUUUUGUGGAAGGUUCACCUCAUCUGACACCUAAUGAGGUUUCCAUUCAUGAGCAUGAAUACGGCAUGGGCGGCUCAUUCUUAGAGAGAGAACUUUUUGAUGAAGACAGUGACAUGAAUGACGAAGAUGAACUGGACCGUAGAAAUUCCCACGGUCACCAACCUUAUUAACAUGCCUGAAGGCCUAGGGAUAAAAUGUAAUAAGUCAUUGGAAAAAGCCAUAAGAGUCAAAGCUUCAACAAGGGUAAAAUAUUCUAUUGGAAUGGAAAAUGAUUACAUCUGCUUGGGCUGUCCUUACAUUUGUCACUUCCAAGGAGAUUGUUUGGAGCGUAAAAGCACUAUUGAGAUUUUUUUCAUGGAAAAUUUUAUUAUGCAGCAAUUUCAUCCACUGAUAUCUGCAAUACUGAUACUUGGAUUAAGCUGCCAAAUCCGUAAGGAAAUAUGCAGAACAGUGUUUAGCGAUUAAGCUGUGCCAUAUUGGUGCCAGUAUGAAAAAUAGCAGUCACUAUUGACUUAUUGUGAGUAGUAUUAUCUGUGUGAUUCUCAUUGUUGCUUACUGACCUCAGAAUUCAUUUAACAUUUUGUUAAAGGAUUUGAAAAGAAGAGAUAUAUGCAAUAAGUAUUACCAAAGAUGUGCCACCUCAAUAAUAUACUUUCAUUUAAUUUAAGUGGACUUGUUAAUUGUUUUUCCUUCAGUAAUGAUGAGGGUACACAGGGUUAACAUCCCAUAAGCAAGAGAUGCACAGCUCCUUUAAUUUGAUUUUGACUCCUAACCUUUUGAGUUUUAUUCUACUUACCUCCAUAUAUAAAACAAACCUGCCUUGCUUCUAAAACGUGUUUGCCUGACUCCUCUCUAUUCCCAUUGGCUCCUAAAUUUGCAAAGACUCCAAUAUAAAAAAAUCGGAAUACAGCACACUCCAAACAGGCACAGAACAAUGGGGCUUCCACCAAAUACAAGUUCCUGCAUUUUCUAAUUUAAAUAGGCCUUUAUUUCAUAGCCAUGUCAUCAGGGGCCAAAAAUAACAAUAUUGUAAGCCUGCUUUAGGGCAUGACUAAACUUUAGCAGGCUUGCAACACUCUCCAUUAAAGAAGGCUGGAACGUCAAUGUAUAUCCUAAAUUUGUAGUGCAUUUGGUGUUCCCUGGUUAUUCUUGGGAAUAAUUAUUUCUAUUAUAUAGAAUCUUAUUAGUAAAAUCAUCAUGUUUGGUUAAAACAUCAGAACCAUGCAUAAUCCUUUUCCUUUUUUUUCCUUCAAAGUAUUGAUGAGUAAAUAACAUUUCACAUAUUAUAUACAAGUAUUUUAGAUGACAUAAUGCAUAAUGAGAUUGGAAAUGUUGGCUUGUAUGGUGGAGACACAAAAUGACUUAAAACAAUAAAUUUAUGAAUGUCUCUGUAUACCCAAAGAUGUAUAUUAUUGGAAUGAUUAUUACCUUGUCAUGUCCUUAAAAGUAAAGUGGCGGCUGAAUGGAUUGAGGAACAUUUUGUUCCUUGAUUUAUGCAAAUAAAACAUCUUAUAAAAGAGACAUUAUGAAUAUAUCAAAUAGAAGCAGAAUUUAAAGGGAUAUUGUACUCUUAAUUUAACCCCCCCACACACAACUCUCCUAUGUAAGCUAGAGGCAGCAGUAGAAAUAAACCAAGUGGGGGUGGGAGAGAGUGUGUUCUUUUACCAACCUGAAUACAAUGAACUCUUAUUGGCUGCUUGCCCCUUCAUAUAUAGGAUAGGAUAGAAUAAAUGAGUCCUGCGUCCUUUUCAAAUAAUGACAAAACACUCAUGAAAUCCUUUUUUCUUGCAGUAGCAUUAGUGCUCUUCAUCUAUCUCAUUCAAAAACAAAAUAAACUGUCAUAAGUUUAAUUUAAUAUUUUUUAAUAAAAACACACACACAUUCUUUUAACUCAGCUGGCAAGAUAAAAUAGUAUGUUGUCAGUGGUGCAUUUAAAUGUCAAGAUAAGAUUAGGACUUUCAGCUUGUUGUCAGUGCAAUAGAAUAAAAUAAUUUUUAAAUGACA